Pundamilia nyererei is the source of this 2090-nucleotide messenger RNA. RefSeq names its product abhydrolase domain containing 8b (gene abhd8b). The record is from RefSeq and is a predicted model, not a curated record. The transcript has 5 exons. Gene Ontology annotation, cellular component: mitochondrion. The coding region runs from base 220 to 1647 and encodes 475 amino acids. Gene Ontology annotation, biological process: phosphatidic acid biosynthetic process; lipid homeostasis. Gene Ontology annotation, molecular function: carboxylic ester hydrolase activity; lysophosphatidic acid acyltransferase activity. Lineage: Eukaryota; Metazoa; Chordata; Actinopteri; Cichliformes; Cichlidae.
AGCGCGCAGAUAUGUGGAUCUACCUGUGACCCACAAAGAGAUGCGCUGUCAAUCGGUCGAUACUGGCCGCCAUGUGGACAGGGCAACAAAAUCCAGAUAAAUUAGAUUACUGGAUUGACCGCAACAGAUUAUAGUUCUCCUACUUCCCCGAUGCUUGACGAGAAAACAAUCUGAAAAAUUAGACGGAAUUUGAGGGGAAACAGGGAAAGACUGGCAGCCAUGCUGACCAGCUUUCUGGAAGGUCUGCUCUGCUGCUUCACCUCAAAGCCGACCAAUAUUGUGGUUCCUGUAGAAACCUCAGAACCUGCUGAUGGCUACGAGUUUGUGGAGGUAAAACCGGGCCGCAUUCUGCGAGUUCGGCAUAUCAUCCCCGACAGGCCGGUGGUGGAGGAGCCCACCGGGGUUGGUGGGAGUGUGAGCUGCAAACGAAAAAUCACAGUUUACCGUAACGGACAGCUGUUCAUUGAGAACUUGGGUGACAGGGCGAGCGCAGAGCUGAAAAGCUGCCAGAAUGGAGAGACAGAACCCAACAGCACCAUGGAGGUAGAACUGACGGACUGUGGUAAGUCGUCGCCGCCCGUCAGCAUUCCUGAGGCGAGAUCAGACUCUGUCACGGCUGGAAACAACGGCGCAUCGGACACAGCAGCAGCAGCGGGUGAGGCACCUGCUGCUGGACAGACUGACCAAUCUCAGCAACCCAGGAAGCGCAGGCGGAAGCCCAAGCGCACUGUGGUGAUCGACUGUGAAAGGAAGAUAUCAGCCUGUAAAGGGACACAUCCAGAUGUGGCGUUGUUCUUCAUUCACGGGGUCGGAGGUUCGCUGGAUAUCUGGGGAAGCCAGCUGGACUUCUUUUCUCGGCUGGGCUACGAAGUGAUUGCCCCGGACCUGGCAGGACACGGAGCCAGCUCAGCACCGCAGAUUCCUGCAGCGUACACGUUCUAUGCGCUGGCUGAGGAUAUGAGAAUCAUCUUCAAGAGAUACGCUCGGAAGAGGAAUAUCCUCAUAGGACACUCUUACGGUGUGUCGUUCUGCACCUUCCUGGCUCAUGAAUAUCCAGAACAAAUUCACAAGAUGGUGAUGAUCAACGGCGGCGGUCCCACAGCUCUGGAGCCCAGCCUCUGCUCCAUCUUCAACCUGCCCACCUGUGUGCUUCACUGCCUCUCCCCACUGCUCGCCUGGUGCUUUCUCAAGGCGGGCUUUGCUCGGCAGGGCGCCAGGGAGAAGCAGUUGCUGAAAGAGAACAAUGCCUUCAAUGUGUCGUCUUUUGUGUUGCGUGCCAUGAUGAGCGGGCAGUACUGGCCUGAGGGGGACGAGGUCUACCACGCUGAGCUGACAGUGCCCGUCCUGCUGGUGCAUGGCAUGCAUGACAAAUUUGUCCCUGUUGAAGAGGACCAACGAAUGGCAGAAAUACUUCUAAUGGCGUUCCUGAAGGUCUUGGAGGACGGCAGUCACAUGGUCAUGAUGGAGUGUCCGGAUCCUGUUAAUACGCUCCUGCACGAGUUCUUCCUCUGGGAACCGCUGACCCUCCCAGCGCCAAAGAAAGAGUCCAAAACCCGUCCAGAGACCGCUAAAGCUCGAACUGAUAACACUCAGGCGAUAGCUGAGCCCAGCAAGGCCCGGCCUGCGACUGCUAAACCAGCCCAAUGAAGAGGCAGCAGGUUCACAUCAGAGCUGAAACACUGGUUGUUACGGUGAAUCGAGGUCGGCCAGUCGGUGCAUCACAAGCAUCCCAGUGCAUCUGGUGCAAGCUGUUAAACCUGAUGAUGAGCCAGUUAACUGGUCCUGCUGGAGGCGGGACACUCUGCAGAGGUCACUGAUUCCAAAUAAACUCCAACCACGUAACACACAGCAGCGAGGACGCGUUUGUGCCUUGAACUGAUGCGUUACAGUGACGGUACCUGGAUCGGGGAAGCACAAAUGGAAACAGCCACGAAGGCAACGAUGAAAACAGCUGCCAAGUGGGAAAGAUGAUAAACUGGGACAAGAACACGUGGCUCCUGGUUGAGCACAAGCUGUAAUUAACAGCUGAGACUCAACCUUAUGAAGUGUAGCUGGAUAGUCAGUCACUUUUUUUAUUCCUCAUAAGUAUU